ACUGACUGGGGAGGGAAAAGCAGGGUAAGGGUCACUCGGAGCUGCUCAGCGGGCAGAACCUGUCGGUCGAUCGGUCGAUGUCGCUUCUGCAGCAGCCAUGGCAGAACAGCCGAAGCCCUCUCAGGCACCCAUUAGCCCGCUGAAGAACUUCUUCGCCGGUGGUUUCGGGGGUGUCUGUUUAGUCUUCGUGGGCCACCCAUUGGACACCAUCAAGGUUAGGCUACAGACUCAACCAAAACCUUUGCCAGGGCAGUCUCUACUCUACUCUGGGACCUUUGACUGCUUCAGAAAGACUCUUCUGAAAGAGGGAGUCCGUGGCUUGUAUAAGGGGAUGGCAGCUCCGAUUGUGGGAGUGACCCCUAUGUUUGCUGUGUGCUUCUUUGGGUUUGGCUUGGGCAAGAAGCUCCAGCAGAGGACCCCUGAUGACGUCCUGACAUAUCCCCAGCUCUUUGCAGCGGGCAUGCUUUCUGGGGUGUUUACCACUGUAAUCAUGGCUCCAGGAGAGAGGAUCAAGUGCCUUCUACAGAUCCAGGCAUCCUCAGGUGAAAUUAAAUACGGGGGCCCCUUGGACUGUGCCAAACAGCUGUAUCGUGAAGCUGGCAUUCGAGGCGUGUACAAAGGAACGGUGCUCACCCUCAUGAGAGAUGUUCCAGCUAGCGGAAUGUACUUCAUGACCUACGAAUGGCUGAAAAAUAUUUUGACGCCUCAAGGGCAGAGUGUCAGUGACCUCAGUGUUCCCAGGAUUCUCUUUGCAGGUGGUAUGGCAGGGAUUUUCAACUGGGCUGUUGGUAUCCCUCCAGAUGUGCUGAAAUCACGCUUCCAAACAGCUCCUCCAGGAAAGUAUCCCAAUGGUUUCAGAGAUGUUUUGCGAGAACUUAUUCGAGAGGAGGGAGUGAUGUCCCUGUACAAGGGAUUCACUGCUGUGAUGAUCAGGGCCUUUCCUGCCAAUGCAGCCUGUUUCCUUGGCUUUGAAGUUGCCAUGAAGUUCCUUAACUGGCUUGUACCAAGUCUGUGAGGAGCAGGACAGAAUGUUGUUGGGAGAGAUCUAGGAAAAGAGCAAGAUUGCAGCUGCCUCAGUGGAGUAAAACAGAAUUAUGAAAUGAACUAAGAUAUAGAAAUGACUAGCUUUUUAAUAACCUUUUUUGCCUUACUUGCACCCUCUGGGUGGGACCGUGUUGCCAUUUGGAAUCUUGAAUCACUUUUCUUCCAGCCAAGAGUUCAAGAGGAGUUGAAAAUUCAUACUUCUGCCUUCUAAACCCCAAAUUGCCAGAGCGGUAAUGCUACCACUAGAAAAUCAUCCUGCUAUUAAAAGACAACAUUAUCUGUUCGGGGUAUAAAAGAAGAAGAUUUUAAUUCUCCCUAUUUUAUUUUAGUAAAGAAGUAUCUUUCUGGGGAUAGUACCAAAAACCUUUUGAGGGGGUUCUGGGCAUAGGUAGAACUGGCCACUGUGCACUUAAUUCUCAGGACAGAAUUUAGCACGUCAUUGCCUGUGUUGAUACAAGUCGUUCUGCUUUGAUUUACAGAGACUGGGCACCUUCUGCUUCAGGUUCCUGUGCAAGUUCCAUUGAAAUGAAUGGGACUUGUGUGAGAGUGUUUGUGCUCAUGUGCAAGUCCCAGUCUUUCAGUAGCACUUACAAGUGACACAAUCAUGGCAGGGACAGACUGCAAGCCUCCAUUUGUUGUCUUCAGGUGUGUGGCCCCGGAGUCAAUAGCGUGCCAAUGCUGCCUCGAACUAAUUCAUGUAAACCAGGGAUAGGGAUGCAGCCCUCCAGAUGUUGGUGAACUGCAGCUCCCAUCAGCACUGGCUGCCGUGGGCCAACAACAUCUGGCAUGCCACCUGUUCCCCAGUACGGAUGUAAACUGAAAUUCAGGCAGCUAGAGAAAAAGGGACAAAAAUGAACAGAAUCGUGAAGCUUCUCACUACAGGGUGAUUGGCUAAGAAAUAACUGAUAGGUUCCUUGUAUUAGAAUGUGAUAUAAACCUCAGCCAGAUGAAAUACAAUGGGGUAAUUCUCAGGUUUCUUUGCAAGUCCCGGUAUGUUUGACUGACAUAGACAGUCAGCACAAAAAUGCAUUCUAAAAUACCAUCUUUCUAUAAAAUCCUACCACAUGUGGUGCUUUUCCUGGGCAGCUGGUAAGAUCUUUGACAACAACUUCACAAGUACCAUGCAACCUCAUGGUUCUAUUUGGGAUGUCGGAUUAGGAAAUUUUAUACCUGAGGUCCCUAUACCCAUAUAAUGAUGGCUUUAAAGGCAGGUGUUGAAUAAAACAACAACCCUUCCUUCCAAAGUUGAAGGUGCAUGAAACAGGAUAACUAAGACAAGGUGAUCCCAUUGCCAAUGCAGUCCUGGUUCCAGAGGACUUCAUUAUACAUCUUUUUUAUGCAGUACAUCCCAUGAACAGACCAAGAGGUCUAACUAUCGAUCUGUAAAGAUCUCUGAAAUGCUUCACUGGAUAAAACUAUUUUGUUGUUCAGGACCCAUUAAAGUUUGCUGAUACUCA
Molecule: messenger RNA, 2501 nt
Organism: Varanus komodoensis (Komodo dragon)
Lineage: Eukaryota; Metazoa; Chordata; Lepidosauria; Squamata; Varanidae
Gene: SLC25A20
Product: solute carrier family 25 member 20
Exons: 9
Coding region: 98-1015 (305 amino acids)
Biological process (GO): carnitine transmembrane transport; positive regulation of neuron projection development; mitochondrial transport
Cellular component (GO): mitochondrial envelope
Molecular function (GO): O-acyl-L-carnitine transmembrane transporter activity; low-density lipoprotein particle binding
Source: RefSeq, a predicted model, not a curated record